UAGUCGGCCGGUCGGCGAGUGCGCGCGGGACGGCUUGUGCGCCAGAUCCUCCGCCCGGGAGCGCGCCGCGCCCAGUCACGCUUCCGAGAUAGGCUUCGUGACGUGGUGUGACCUGUGAGACGCGUCCGAGUACGGGAGUGACCGCCUUCUGGAGAGUCCGCCGCCGCCGCCACCGUCGCCAUGUCGGACGAGAAGGAGGGAGAGGACGUGACCAUCCAGGGCUUCGACAACCCCGUAUUCGAGGACGAUGAGAAGCCGGCGGCCAGCUCCUCGGACCACUCUGGCUCGGAAGCGGACGCCAGCGAGGCGGACAGCUCCACCAAGCCGUCCAGCGAAACCAAGAAGGAGCAGGAGGCCGUCGAUCUCGAGCUGGUCACCAUGACGCCAGAGAAGAACGGCAACGGUCUCAAAAGCAAGGACGCCGUCAUCGACAUCACGUACCACGACAACGGCGACACCAUGCCGCACGGCAACACCCACCGCAAGAUUAUCGGGGGAGAGAAGUACUACCCCGGCGGGAGGGAGACGCACACCAAGCAACGGUGGCUGUGCUGGGCCGGCAUUCUGUCGGCCAUACUGGCCGUCCUCAUCUUCAUCGUGCUCCUAUCCACUGGGACAUUCUCCGGCGGGACGGACGCAGCCGUCAACGCGACGGAGCAGGCCGCCCUGGAUGUGGAGCCAUCUAAAGAGCCAUCAGGAAGCUCAAGUGCUGUACGGCCACCACCCCCCGCACCAUUUAUUGAGAACGUGUUUACUGGCUCGAUGCGUCUAGACGAACCGUUCUCGGACGCGCUGAACGACGCGGAGUCGGCCGAGUACAAACAGCUCGCCUCCACCGUCGAGCGGGAGCUGGAGCUGGUGUACGCGGCAGAGCAGUGGCAGGAGGGCGCUGACGUGGGCCCCAUCCGCUCCAAGGUCACCGGAUUCUCUCCCGGCAGCGUGGUGGUCACGUACGACCUGGUGGCGGACCGCGCCACGCCGGGGACGCCGCCGGCCGAGGUCAGUGAUCGCCUCCAGCGUCGGCUGACCGAGUACUUCCUGCCGGCGGAGGACGCCGCCCCUCGCAGUCUCGCCGUCACUGACGUCACCGUUCAGCCGAUGGAGGACGCGUGCGCCUCGGGCCAGGCCGGGUGCUCCCACCAGUGCUCCUUCUCGCUGGUGGACGUCUCCUUCACCUGUCGGUGCCCGGAGGGUAUGCAGCUGGCGGCCGACAUGAAGACCUGCGGUGCGUCCGCACACGACGCUGACGAAGCAGCUAUCGAGCCAGAGUCAGAGUUGACUGUGGAGUCAGAGCCAGAGUCAACUGCUGAGCCUGAGCCAGAGUCGACCACAGAGCCAGAGCCAGAAUCUACUGCUGAGCCUGAACCAGAGGCAACCGCUGAGCCAGAGCCAGAAUCUUCUGCUGAGCCUGAGCCAGAGGCAACUGCCGAGCCAGAGGCAGAGUCAACUGCCGAGCCGGAACCAGAGUCAACUGCUGAGCCGGAACCAGAGUCAACUGCUGAACCUGAACCGGAGACAACUGCUGAGCCGGAGCCAGAGGCAACUGCUGAACCUGAACCGGAGUCAACUGCUGAGCCGGAGCCAGAGGCAACCGCUGAGCCAGAGCCAGAAUCUACUGCUGAGCCUGAACCAGAGGCAACUGCCGAGCCAGAGCCAGAGCCAGAGUCAACUGCUGAGCCGGAACCAGAGUCAACUGCUGAGCCGGACCCAGAGUCGACCGUGAAGCUAGAACCAGAGGCAACUGCUGAGCCAGAGUCAAAGGCAACUGCCGAGCCGGAGCCAGAGUCGACCGCGGAGCCAGAGCCAGAAUCAACUGCAGGGGAAGAGCCAAAGUCAGCUGCUGUGUUGCAUGCUGAUGAGAGUGGCUCGACCGAGGCGCCAACUGGCGGGUCGGGAGAUGAAAAUGGCGCCGUUGUGGCCGACGCCGCCCUCGUAGCGGAGGCGGCGACCUCUGAGGAACCGAAGUCAACUGCCGAGCCAGAGCCCGAGACCAGUGCGGAGCCGGAGCCUAAGACCAGUGCCGAGCCAGAGCCCGAGACCAGUGCCGAGCGGGAGCCCAAGACCAGUGCCGAGCCAGAGUCUGUGCCCAAGGAUCUGACUCUAGAGGAGAAGCUGCAGCUGGGGGCCGAGAUGGGCAUCAAGCCAGAGUGGGAGAACGGUGCGUUCGACGCGGGCGCCCCAGUCACCGACGCACCCGGUGCCAUGGAGCCGGAGGGCACGCCCGAGCCGGCGACACCCUUCGGCCAGGCCGACGUCAGCGAGGACGAGGUGCUGACGGAGCAGCUGGAGGACGUCAAGACAGACGCCCAGGCCGAGCCCGACCUGAACGAGGUGUCUGGCGAGCCGGUCAACCCGCCCACACUAGCUGAUGACGAGCUGCACCACGGUGUCAAGGACGAGGACGCCGAGCUGGUGGCCGUCAAGCGCGGCCGGGUGUUCGGCAAGCCGCUUGACAGGCAGGCUAAGGUGCUGGACGAGGUGGUGGAUGACAGCAUAGAAGCGCUGGAGCAGACCGGGGAAGGCAGCGGCGCGAUGAUUGAGGAGAUGGAGGCCACAGACCAAUCUCAAACACAUGCUGAUACUUUCUCCGAACUGGGGUCACAGGCGGAGACUACUCCUGAACCAGAGCCUCAGGCUGAGACCACACCUGAACCGGAGCCUCAGGCUGAGACCACUCCUGAACCGGAGCCUCAGGCUGAGACCACUCCUGAACCAGAGCCUCAGGCUGAGACCACUCCUGAACCGGAGCCUCAGGCUGAGACCACUCCUGAACCGGAGCCUCAGGCUGAGACCACUCCUGAACCGGAGUCUCAGGCUGAGACCACUCCUGAACCGGAGCCUCAGGCUGAGACCACUCCUGAACCGGAGCCUCAGACUGAGACCACUCCUGAACCGGAACCUCAGGCUGAUACCACUCCUGAGCCAAAGACCCAGGAUGAGACCACACCUGAGCUAGAGCCUCAGGCUGAGACCACACCUGAACCAGAGCCUCAGGCUGAAACCACUCCUGAACCGGAGCCUCAGGCUGAGACCACUUCUGAACCGGAGCCUCAGGCUGACACCACCCUUGAACCAAAGCCCCAGGAUGAGACCACACCUGAGCCAGAGCCCCAGGCUGAGACCACUCCUGAACCAGAGCCCCAGGCUGAGACCACCCCUGAGCCGAUGUCUAAGGCUGAGACCACUCCUGAACCAGAACCCCAGGCUGAGACCACUCCUGAAUCAGAGCCCCAGGCUAAAACCACACUUGAACCAGAACCCCAGGCUGAGACCACACCUGAGCCAGAACCCCAGGCUGAGACCACACCUGAGCCGAUGUCUAAUGCUGAAACCACUCCUGAACCUGAGCCUCAGGCUGAGACCACACCUGAACCGGAACCCAAGAUCGAGACAACACCCGCACCCGAACUGGAGCCUCAGGCAACAACAACACCCGAGCCAGAACCUCAGGCGGACGCAGGCCUUAAGGCUGAGACAAAGCCGGAACAGGAGUCUCAGGGUGAGACCGCAGCUGAGCGGGAGCCGGCAGCGGCGCCAGCAGCCCCGAGCCAGGAGGAGCCGGCUGCCGCCCAGGCGGCAGCCGAGGCGGCCAGCCCGCCAGCGGAGGCGGACUCAGGGCAGCGGCGCAGGCGGAGGCGGUAGUGAGGCCGGGGAGCAGCGGGUGUGCAGUGGAACGGACACCAUGUGAUACAAAUGAGCGCGCGCGCCAGUACUGAAGGGAAACCUGAGACAGGCAUGCCCCGAUCGUCGUGGCAAGGUCGCUUCCCGCCCGGGAGGGCCGGGCGCCUGGCUUGACGUGAAGUCUGACGAGAAGUGAGCGCGGCGAGGUCAGAGUUAGUGCGCUGAGCGCAUGCGAUUCAGUGAGCCUGGUGUGACGCGAGUCCUGUAGCUUGUGAUGCAGUGGAAUAUGUGCCUUUCUUUCUGUAACGCUGGCGGCAGUAUAUGUAUGUGUACAUAUGAGCGUGCUAGUAUGAACUGAACAUAGUGACAUUCCAGAGCCGGUGUGUGAAGUUGGAUGGCUCGCCUGCGCAUGUUGGCCGCCACUUGACCUUCGACUGCGAGCAUGAGCCGCGCGCCGGCGUGAGCCGAGCCAGACUCCUAGUGGCCCCGAGCGCAGUUGGAGUGGUCCUCGGCUGCUGACGCCACUCGUCGGAUAAUUGACGGCUCUGUCAGUGCCCGGGCCAGCGCGGGUGCACUGGUCAGGACGGAGCACGGCGGGCACGCUUGUUGCCUAAUAAAACAAUCAGCCGGU
Pollicipes pollicipes is the source of this 4252-nucleotide messenger RNA. RefSeq names its product cell surface glycoprotein 1. The transcript has 9 exons. NCBI's taxonomy places the organism in Eukaryota, Metazoa, Arthropoda, Thecostraca, Pollicipedomorpha, Pollicipedidae. Bases 181 to 3642 code for a protein of 1153 amino acids. The record is from RefSeq and is a predicted model, not a curated record.